This is a messenger RNA of Siniperca chuatsi (mandarin fish), 2087 nucleotides long. It is a transcript of the gene hmx3a, whose product is annotated as H6 family homeobox 3a. The transcript has 3 exons. Gene Ontology annotation, cellular component: nucleus. NCBI's taxonomy places the organism in Eukaryota, Metazoa, Chordata, Actinopteri, Centrarchiformes, Sinipercidae. Gene Ontology annotation, molecular function: RNA polymerase II transcription regulatory region sequence-specific DNA binding; DNA-binding transcription factor activity, RNA polymerase II-specific. The coding region runs from base 225 to 1133 and encodes 302 amino acids. Gene Ontology annotation, biological process: regulation of transcription by RNA polymerase II. The record is from RefSeq and is a predicted model, not a curated record.
GUUCCCAACACAGAAGCUGUAACUUUGUUCAAAAUACAAAGUAAUACAGUUUCUCACAUAGUAUGAAAAUCAACAGAAAGAUUGUUAUUCAACAUUUGAAGUGCAAUAUGAAUCGACAACGCACCUACUUGACAUAUUUUUGUGCCUGAAGACCGCAGUUAUCAAUUCUGAUAGUGAACAAGGCCUAGGAACGUGCUUCAGAGGAUUGGACCACAGCCACAACGAUGCCAGAGACAACGCAAGAGACGUGCGCUUCGGCCAAGGACUCUCCUUUCUUCAUUAAGAACCUGCUGAACUGUGAUAGCAAACCGUCCAAACCCAAGCCCGUUCUGGCUGCCGCCAAGGCGGCCCUGGAGGGGGGAUUUUCCCUCUCCCAAGUCGGGGACUUCAACUUUCCGCGCUUUGACCUGCCCGCACAGAGGUUCAGUCUACCGGCUCACUACUUGGAGCGCACCUCGGCGUGGUGGUACCCCUACGCCCUCAGCUCAUCCGUCCACCUACACAGAACCGAAGUCACCGAGAAACCAGGAGCCAGAGACUGCUCUCCAACCUCGGGCACAGACAGAGACUCGCCGGACCUGGUUCUCAAAUCCGAGCCAGACGCCAAAGACGACGACGAUGACGAUGAGCACAACAACAAAAGCGGCGACGAGAUAAUCCUGGAAGAGAGCGAUACUGAAGAAGCCAAAAAAGACGAGUUGGAAGAGUGGAAGAAGAGGGACGACGACAAGAAACCGUGCCGCAAGAAGAAGACGCGCACGGUGUUUUCCCGGAGCCAAGUGUUCCAGCUGGAGUCCACCUUCGACAUGAAGCGGUACCUAAGCAGCUCGGAGCGGGCCGGUCUGGCCGCGUCCCUCCACUUGACGGAGACUCAGGUGAAGAUCUGGUUCCAGAACAGGAGGAACAAGUGGAAAAGGCAGCUGGCCGCGGAGCUGGAGGCCGCCAACCUGAGCCACGCCGCGGCGCAGAGGAUAGUCCGGGUGCCCAUUCUCUACCACGAGAACUCGGCCUCGGAGAGCGGAGGCGCCGCUGCCAACGUGCCCGCAAGCCAACCGCUGCUCACCUUCCCGCACCCGGGCGUCUACUACUCCCACCCCAUCGUCACAUCCGUGCCGCUGCUCAGACCGGUUUGAAAAGAGCUGAGUCUUGCGGCACAAGUUGGUGUCUAUUUUCAAAAUCAGCUCAUCCGAAAAGUAAAAAAAAAAGACUUAAUAUUUUUGUACAACUGACUGAAUGAAGAAAAAAAAGAAAGAAAAGAGACACACUGUCGGGCCGACAUGGACCUACUUUUACAAAUAUAUUGUGUCAUUUUCCAUGAGGGUGCCGUUUACACGUGAUCCGACAAUUCAAAGCCCAUGUUUUAUAUUAUUAUUAUUAUUAUUAUUAUUAUUAUUAUUAUUAUUAUUAUUAUAUGUAAUUAUCACCUCAGGAGUCCACCUGCUUACACUGUCUGAUGAGUGUCUUUUAUUUUUCCACUAGUUUUUACACCAUGACUGUUGCUGGGCAGGCCAACUCUGUGUGAUGUGUAAAAAAAAAAAACUUUACCUUGUUUACAAAAAAUGGCGGCCUAAAGGCGCGGGCCUGCUUAUCAUCUAACAUAAUUAUUUGAUUUUAUUUACAUUUCCAGAACUGAUUACACGAUGAUGUGCAAUACACUGACGGUGUGCUGUGAAUGGGAAAUAUACAUGUUUUGGCAUCUAUUCUCGGUGGAAUAUUGAUGAGGCUUUUGUUGUAAUUUCUUUGUUGCUUUUUAAAGCGCUUGACAGGGGACAAUCAAGACACUCUCAACUGUAAAAUACCCAUGUAGCUUUAUGUUUAGUUUUCGUGAUUCUCACUCUUGUUCCCUCCACAUGGACACGUCCUUCAAGCACAAGUGUGAGCUCCAAUGUCUCUUUAUCUACUUGUGUUUUUGAACAGGAGCAGCAAAAAUAUCGACGACACUGCUGUAAACAAAUAUGUAAAUGUAUAUAUUUAAUGAGGUCCGGGGAGAGGGCCUGCCACUUGCGGCUUCUCCUUUGUACAGUAAAAUAACGUUUUGAUAUUGUAUUGCUGAACCAUGUUGUGAAAUAAAUGGAGAAUAUUCCUUA